This is a messenger RNA of Dictyostelium purpureum, 1068 nucleotides long. RefSeq lists its product as uncharacterized. Bases 1 to 1068 code for a protein of 355 amino acids. The transcript has a single exon. NCBI's taxonomy places the organism in Eukaryota, Evosea, Eumycetozoa, Dictyosteliales, Dictyosteliaceae. The record is from RefSeq and is a predicted model, not a curated record.
AUGUCCACAAAUAAUAAUCAAACUAAUGGUGAUGGCAACAUGGAUACUAUUGAUAGCAUUAUCUCAACACAAAAUAAUCAACAUUCUACCCAAAAUCCAUUUUCUCCACCAAAUACUCAUCAAAACACCCACACAGAACACCCAAAAACUACUCCAAAAUUUAAUAAAUCUCAUAACCCAAUCAACUCUUUUAACAUUUCAAAAAACCAAAAUUACAAAAACAAAAAUUAUCAUUCAAACUCAUCAUUUAUUUCAGACCCAAAUUUUAAAAAAAAAAUUUUAAAUAAUAUUAUUAAGAAUAAUGAACCAAUACUAUUUUUUGAACUACCAACUACACAUCAUAACAACAUAACCAACAUAAUCCAAAACUAUACUGGUGCGCCUGAGGUAAACCAAACAAAGGAUAAAAUUAUCGCAACAUUCACAAAUGAUUUGUCAAGAGACAGUUUCCUGAAAAAUCUUUCAAAUCAAAACAUUAUCAAAAUCAAAACUGGUAAAGAAAUACUAGAACUUAAAUUCACAGUUCCAGAACCAUUUGGAUUACAACCAAAUAAUAUAUCACUUUAUACUGAUUUUGAUGCAAUUUUAUCACAACUUCUACUAAAAAGAAUAAAUCCAACAACACUCAAAUACAUCACCCAUAUAAACAACAUUCAAACCGAUAAAUUUGACCAAUCGAUCAUUUUCAAACAUCUAUCACUAAAAUUUAAUUCAUGUUUAGAAAGAUCACUAUUCCUUUUUCACAACAACUGUCAAAUAAACACUGGAUCAUCAGAUCUCCCACAUUACAAAGAUUUAACAAUACCAAAAAAAGAAUUCCAAUUGUCAUAUGAAGUUUCAACACCUCAAAACAAUAAUAUGGAAAUAAUACUACCUUUGUUUAAUAAAAUCAUAUCUGUUAUCCCCAACUCUAAUUGUGAUACAUUUUUCACAAAAAACAACAACCAUCACUUCACAUUAAGAUCAACCUACUUAAAUCAUGGUCCACUAUCAAAUUUAAACCAAAACACCAUAAACUUAGAUGAAUGUACAAUCAAUAUUGAAUCAUUCAUCUACACUGCAGACUAA